This is a messenger RNA of Cariama cristata (Red-legged seriema), 2602 nucleotides long. It is a transcript of the gene PDXDC1, whose product is annotated as pyridoxal-dependent decarboxylase domain containing 1. Gene Ontology annotation, molecular function: pyridoxal phosphate binding; carbon-carbon lyase activity. Gene Ontology annotation, cellular component: intracellular membrane-bounded organelle. The transcript is spliced from 22 exons. Bases 1 to 2352 code for a protein of 783 amino acids. NCBI's taxonomy places the organism in Eukaryota, Metazoa, Chordata, Aves, Cariamiformes, Cariamidae. The record is from RefSeq and is a predicted model, not a curated record. Gene Ontology annotation, biological process: carboxylic acid metabolic process.
AUGGUCGACCCUACUCUAGCAGAAAUGGGAAAGAAUCUGAAUGAAGCAAUGAAGAUGCUAGAAGACAAUCAAAGAAAAGUGGAGGAAGAAAAUGAAAAGAAGUAUGCACGGAAGGAUAUUCCUGGACCACUCCAAGGCAGUGGCCAGGAUAUGGUGAGCAUACUUCAGUUAGUUCAGAACCUAAUGCAUGGAGAGGAGGAAGAGGAAACUUCACAGGCCUACCGACUUCAAAAUGUUGGUGAACAGGGUCACAUGGCUCUACUGGGACAUAGUUUGGCUGCAUAUAUAUCAGUGCUGGACAGGGAAAGACUGAGAAAACUUACAACAAGGAUCCUUUCUGAUACCACGCUCUGGCUCUGCAGGCUUUUCAGAUAUGAAAAUGGAUCAGCGUAUUAUCAUGAAGAUGAUCGUGAAGGUCUCCUAAAGAUCUGUCGACUCGUUAUUCACACACGCUAUGAAGAUUAUACAGUAGAAGGAUUUAAUGUGCUAUAUACUAAGCAGCCUGUCAUAUACAUUAGUUCAGCAGCUAGAACAGGCUUGGGCCAAGCUCUCUGCAGUCAGCUAGGGUUACCCCUUUCUUGCAUGUGCCGUGUGCCUUGUAACACUAUGUUUGGAUCUCAACACCAAAUGGAUGUUGCUUUGUUGGACAGAGUAAUUAAAGAUGAUGUUGAGUCUGGAAAACUGCCUUUGUUGCUUGUGGCCAAUGCUGGGACACCAGGUGCUGGGCACACAGAUAAACUUGGCCGACUGAAGGAACUUUGUGAGCAGUAUGAUAUGUGGCUCCAUGUAGAAGGUGUGAAUUUGGCAACUUUGGCUUUGGGUUAUGUCUCCUCUUCUGUACUGGCUGCUACAAAAUGUGACAGCAUGACUCUUACUCUGGGUUCGUGGCUGGGUCUCCCGGCUGUACCUGCAGUGACACUCUACAGACAUGAGGAUCCAUCUUUGUCCUUAGCAGCUGGGCUGACAUCGAGUCAGCCCGUAGAGAAGCUCCGUGCCCUGCCACUGUGGCUCUCCUUGCAGUACCUGGGCCACGAUGGGAUUGUGGAGAGGAUAAAGCAUGCCUCACAACUGAGUCAAAGGUUGCUGGAAAACUUGAAAAACCUGGAUUUCAUUAAAACUUCGGUUGAAGAUGAACUGAGUUCACCAGUGGUGGUUUUCAAGUUCUUCCGGGAAUAUUCAAAUAGAGAUCAAACCUCACAUGCUGCACAGGCCUCAACUAUUCAACACCCCAUAAUAAGCAACGAAAGACACAUUUAUGAUGCUUUCAAUCAGUGGCUAGGAGAGCAGUUGGCACAGCUGGUUCCUGCAGGUGGAGUUGAUGUGGUAGAACUGGAAGAUGAAGGCACAUGUGUGCGUUUUAGCCCACUAAUGACUUCCGCAGUUUUAGGAACAGAAAUACAAGAUAUUGAUCAGUUAGUAGACUGCUUAAAAAUGAAGAUACCAAUAUUGACAAGUACACUGCAACUGAGAGAGGAAUUUGAGCAAGAAGUGAGAAGAACAGUAGGCCUGUUGUAUAUUGAAGAUCUUAGCUGGCCAGGAUUAGGUGUCGUAAGAUACAACUAUCACAGUGAUGGGAAGAAUGAUGACAAACAAGAAAAAGAACUAGAAAAAAUCAAUACAGAACUUCUGAAAAAAUUAAAUGAACUGGAGUCGGAUCUCACUUUUUCUUUGGGUCCAGAAUUUGGAGGGCAGAAGAACUGCGUUUAUAUUGGCAUGGUAACUGAGGAUCUGGAUGUGUCAGAGUUAGUUGAAACUAUUGCAGCAACAGGCAGAGAAAUUGAAGAAAAUUCAAGACUGUUGGAAAACAUGACUGAAGUUGUUAGAAAAGGGAUACAGGAAGCACAACUUCAGCUUCAGAAAGCAAACGAAGAACGACUUCUGGAAGAGGGACUGCUACGACAAAUACCUGUAGUAGGCUCUGUGCUGAACUGGUUUUCUCCAUUCCAAGCCUCACCGAAGGGAAGAACGUUUAAUUUAACAGCAGGCUCUUUAGAAUCCACAGAAUCUACGUACGUAUCAAAAGCCCAAGGAACAGCCACUACUCCACCACCAACUCCUACUUCCAGCCUUGCAAAGCAAAGACUUCCUGGUCAGAAAAUUUUUAAAAGGUCUUUAAGAAGUUCUGAUGCAUUCAGUGAGACCAGUUCAGUCAGCCACUGUGAUGACCUGGAGAAGAUGGAUCAGAGACCCCCAACUCUAUCCCCUGGCGAAGAGCAAGGACCUCUGCAGGCAGAAAAAACAGAGGAGCAGAAGGAGGUGGCACAGGCAGCGAAGACAGACACUGAGGAUGUUCAAAGCGACAAAUCGCCACAUGACUGCACAAAGGUAGAGGAACAAGGAAGUCAAAGAUAAAAUCCAGACUGUGGACUUCAGACUUUGCAGAGGAAGCCCGUGCCCUGAGUGGCCGGGUAUUAAUGAUGCAUUUGAAAUGUGAACAGUGCCACACACUAGUACAGUAAUAACUACUGUAACUUAUUAACUGGGAUUUUGCACAAAUAUAAAUUUCCCCCCAUGGGACAGAGAUUUGUCUUAUUGUACACUCGUUACAGUUGCUUUAAUCCUCCACAUGUCAGUGUCACCAAAGUACUAGUGAAAUUAAGUG